Molecule: messenger RNA, 4076 nt
Organism: Menidia menidia (Atlantic silverside)
Lineage: Eukaryota; Metazoa; Chordata; Actinopteri; Atheriniformes; Atherinopsidae
Source: the annotation of a GenBank genome assembly
GGUACAGUUGUGUCCCGUUCUCGCCAUAUAAGAGUGGAUCUGUUAUGGAGACCCCAUCACACCGCAGUUCACUUUUACGCAGUGGAGAUGAGCAGACGGAUAGUGAAAUCCAACCCGGCCAUGAAACUAAUAGUGCUCUUCACAGCUUCUCUAUCCUGGGCCUUUCAGCAACCAGCUUUACCACCAAAGUACCAUCAUCGAGACCCUGUGACGUCUGACCUUCUCUUAUGCGAGCAGUGCCCCCCCGGCACCGCCGUUAAACAUCACUGCACCGCCGACACGCCCACUGAAUGCCAGCCCUGUCCUGAGAGGCACUUUGCUGAGAACUGGCACUGGGGGGACACAUGCCAGUACUGCACUUCGAUUUGCAAGGAGAAACAGCUCGUGAGACAAUUUUGCAACAGCACCCACGACCAGCUCUGUGAGUGUGCUCCAGGCUUCCACCUAGAGGUGGAGUUCUGUAUUGCCCACAGUUCCUGUCCACUUGGUUAUGGAGUGACGGCUUUAGGGACACCAGUGAGUGACACUGUGUGCGAGCGUUGUCCUGAUGGUCAUUUCUCCACCGGCGGUUCCACCACUGAGCCGUGUCAGCCCCACAAAAACUGCUCAGAUUUGGGUCUGAAGACAUUGAGGUGGGGCACAUCGACUUCGGACAGCAUCUGUGACUCCCAGGACAAGAAGGCACCACCGGAGUGCUCUCAUCCUCACUCGUUGUGCCAUACUGAUGUGACUCUUUGUGAGGAGGCAGUUUUCCAGUCACUAGCCUCCCUGAGACUGUCUUCUGUGUCCCUUGAACGGCUGCUCGAGAGUCUUCCUGGGCAGCGGGUGGAUCAUAAGAGCCUGGAGAGGCUGAAGAAGGCCUGUUCUCCUCAGCAGCAGGUCCUACAGUUGCUGCGACUGUGGAGAGAGCAAAACAAGGACCAGGGCAAGCUGUAUGGAAUCAUACAAGGUGUGAGCCACUGUGAGAGAAAGGUCUCCCGCUGCAACAACCUUAAAAACCUAACCCUCGCCGACCUCAGGAAGGUAACAAACAGCCUGCCAGGGAUAAAGGUUCAGGAUGAAGAUGUUCAAGCCAUUGUCUCAGGUUGUCCAUCCAGACAGUACAUCUUGCAGAUUGUCCACCUUUGGAAAACAGCAAACUACAACCUGGAUCUUGCAAAAGGUCUAUCUCAGAGUCUGAGGGUGCUACGCAGCCAAGGAGCACCACGCUAUCUGCUGAAAGGCCUCAAGAAGAUCAGUCGCAUCAUAGGAACCGCCCUGGCACCAAAGAUGUAUGAAAAGAUGUUUGUUAGCAUGCUUAAGGAUGAGUCGUGUUUUAAAGCUCACAAGCCAUUAAAUGAAUGAGGUAUUGAAGAGUGAAUUCAAGGAUUUAUGCAGUCUACAGAAUAUCCAAAAACUAAUGAAUGGUCAGUUAAAACACUAAAAUAUACACAUACGCUUCAGACAGCAAUGGCACAGUUUGGGGAAAUAAUAAUAGACUUUCAAAAAUAUAAAUCAUUUGUAUAUAGACAUUUCUUCGUAUAAAAUUAUAUCAGACAGGAAUCAGAGAUACUUUCUUUCAGUUGUAUGACUUUAUGUAUUGGGGUAUUAUAUAGAAAAAAGUUUGGCCCUUACCAGGUCUUACAUUUAGUGAAAUACAACUUCAUAUGAGCAGCAAAACUAGACAGAGAACUGGCUCCUUCCAUAGGAAUUAAUAGCCAAGUUGCAUGUUUGGAGAAUUCCAAACAAACCAUGCUUUCAAAAAUCUCUUACCAUCUGUUAAGAGCAGUGGUCAUUAAGCCGACCAAAACAGCUCCUGUGUCACAAAGUAUUCUUGAGGCAACAGGGUAAUGACACCUAAGCACACCUACAAAUCUACCACAGAAUUUCAGAACAUGUAAUGAAUCAAGGUGUUUCCUGUCUCAGCCUCAUUCAAAUGCUGUAGUAAGCGCAUGUGGGACAAUUGCAGAAACAAAUGUCUACAAACUGCAAUGAAAUGAGUCAAUAUUUUACAGUCAACGGAAAAAUUCUCCAAAGAUUCUUAGUGUGAUAGCAUGACACAGAAAAUGGUUAUUUACACUUAAUUCUGCGAUUCUACAAGUCAUAUGGUUUCUGCUCUUUUUUCUGGUUAUUUUUAAAGAAUAGUAACAGAUUUCACAUGUGGUUGGCAAUCGAUCUAAUUCUAAGAAAUUAUAUCAAAGAGAUACAUUUCUUUAUAACGCAUAAAACCUUAACACUGAAAGAGGGUGGCCUUUUCUUUUUAAAAGACUAAGAAAGAUUAGAAAAAUAGAAUUUAUUUUUAAAAAAUGAAAUGAGGUAACAGGGGAUGUUGCAUAUCCUCACCAACAAUCUGUGUGCGGUAGUUUAUUUGAUAUACCUGAAGAGAAUCGAAAAAGUUCCACACUUAGUGACUUCCACACGUCUGUUUUCCUGGAAACCUUUUGACCAGAAUCUGUGAAAAAAUGGUACACUAUUUAAGAUGUAAAUAGCACACUGUUUUAUGGAAGAUGGGCUGGCAGAUUCUGCGUUUUUUAUUAGUGCUUUCUCGCUGUUUGAGAGCAAGAAUUCGAUUUCAUAAUGAAAUACAUUUAUUUUUUUUUUGGCUGUCCUUUGAUGGGUUGUUUGUUCUGGACUGCUGAUUAGUAAAGCUUGUUUGAUUUUUUUCUCAGUUAUAUGAAUGUACAGAGGAGUGCAAUUGUUCUUUAUUUAAACUGUCAUUUUACUUCCUGAACAUGUAAAAGCUUGUGUUUAUUACUUUUAUCAGAAAUACUGGAUUCCAAAUGCUGCAAGGUUAUUAAGUGAUAUUUUUUUAUAUUUUGUCUUAUCACUUUUUUUUACUAUAACUGUAUAAACAUGUAUUGUAUAUUUGCUUGACUGGUCCACUUUUUUUGACAAAGUUGUGAAGAUGACAAAUAAUCUAACUAAAUUCUGUUUGUGAGAAUACUUUGUUUCAUCAUAAAUAAGCAAUGAACAGAAAAAUGGUUGACUUUGACUUUUAUGCUGGCCUUUGAAAGAGCAAAAAAAAAAAAGAGAUAAAAAGGUCACAUUUCCUACAUUUUUAUAUUGAUUUUCUUUUUAGGUGACACUUCAAGCUAAAGAUAAUUCAAGGUUAUAGCAAUCUAGGACACUGCUCAUUUAUAUCAGUGAGCGGUCCUAUGUUGUUCCACUGGACAUACAUGGCAUAUAUGCCUCCCCAAAUCAUUAUUUUUCCAUAAAUUAUGCAGAAGGAAAUAAUAUCUGUCAUAGUGCAUGCACAGCCAAUAAAAAGAACUCACAAAAAUAAGCUACAAAUAUAUUUUCUCUGACCUGGGACAGGGAGUUUUUAUAUUCACAAGCUUGUAUUCAUUGAACACAGUCCCAGUGUUGGGAGGUGUUUUUAGAAUACAACAUUGCUAUAUCUGAGACUCCAUGAAACCUCAGGGUCAUAUUGUUUUGGAACAUGUACUUUCCCGUGGAGAAGUGUGAGUAUGCAGUAGUUACUUUGAAAUUUAAAGCAACAAGGCAAACUUAAUUCAUUAGGCAAGAAAUGGCAUAAUGCCAAUCAUACAAAGAGACAACUCAAAGAUAUCUAUAUUAAGCAAAUAGGAUGCAAAAUGUUACUAUUACAUGAAAAAUAUCAGCCCAACUUGGAUUUGAUGGAAGCAGCAGGGUUUAAAAGAAUAAUUAGGAUGUGUAUAUACAAAACAUGCAAGGCAGGAAAAGUAUGUUACAACAAAACGAGCAAGGCAAAGGAAUAUGUUACAAUUGAUUCACUUAAUUUUUACCAUGUCGGUAAGAUUAGGACAUGUGAGGUCUCCGAGAAGUAUAAGAAUUAUGGAAAUUCUGAGUAACAGUUUCAUAUUGGAAGUACAGACAUAUCAUAUCAUCAAGUGCAUAUAGUGAUAUAUCCCAAAAAAAUCAUUAAUGGUCAGAAAUCAUUGUGUGUUCUGGUUGCCAGUCAUACAUGUGGAUUAAUGUUCUAUCUUGGAGAGAUGACAGAUUCAAGUUGAGCUGACCUUUUUCAUGAAAAAGUCUAAUGUUUCCAAAUCAAUCUGUAUCAGUUUCACCAUCUGAUAUGUUUGCUUUUGUGUGCUAUUCUGAAUAAACUGUUGGCUUGU